AUGUCGUUUCCAGAGGCGCCUCUUUGGCAGUUGACAAACCAGUGGCUGGAAUGGGACCAGGAUGAUAAGACAUUACAAGAGAUUCGCAGUCUCAAAGACGAAAACAAUGUACCCGAGUUGGAGAAAUGUCUCAGGAACAGAAUCCAAUUCGGCACUGCCGGUCUCCGCGGCGAAAUGCGCGCUGGAUUUGCUUUUAUGAACUCUCUCACUGUCAUCCAGGCUUCGCAGGGAUUAGCGAAAUUCCUCAAGGCGACUAAUGAAAAACGUGCCAUUGAAAAUGGGAUUGUGAUUGGUGCCGAUGCACGACACAAUUCGCACAGAUUUGCUGUUCUUGUGGCCAAUGCCAUGGUGGCCAUGGGGUUCAAAGUCCAAUGGCUUGGAUCGGUCAUACCUACGCCAUUGGUGGCAUGGGCUACGGGUCAUACGGGAGCAGCUGCAGGUGUUAUGAUCACUGCUAGUCAUAAUCCAGCCAAAGACAAUGGUUAUAAAGUUUACCUUCAAGGGGGGGUCCAAGUGAACACACCCUGGGACGCAGAAAUAUCGCAGCACAUCGAGGAGAAUUUAGUACCAUGGAAGGAUGCCUGGAGGACAGGAACUGAAAAUGAAUUCAGCAGAUCCAUCUUUACGAAUAAUUUCUCCGAAUGGGUUGAUGCUGUUGUCACUUACGCUAAAUCCACCGUGCCGAAAGUUCUUCUCCCAACACAAUUCUGUUACACACCUCUACAUGGCGUGGGAGGCAACUUUCUACCACACCUCCUACAACAAACCGGUAUCGGUACUGGAAUGAUUUCUGUCGAUAAACAGUUCGAACCAGACCCGAACUUUCCCACGGUCCCCUUUCCGAACCCAGAAGAGGAUCAUGCUCUCGACCUCGCCAUAAUGGCUGGCGAGGKAAAUUCAUGCGAUUUGUUGGUCGCGAAUGAUCCUGACGCUGACCGUUUUGCGGCAGCGCAGAUUAUGCCUGAACGCGGAUCCUGGUACACCUUUACCGGCAACCAAAUCGGCAUUUUGCUUGCUGCACACAUCAUCGAAAAUCUCAAGUUUCCCUGCCCCAAAAACGGAUACUAUAUGCUCAACACCACCGUCUCAACAACCAUGCUCUCCAAAAUGUGUGCCGCCCAUGGCAUCCAAUACCGCGAAACCCUUACAGGGUUCAAAUGGAUGGGCAGUAUUGCGCGCGAUCUCGAAGAGAAGGAAGGCUACAUUGUCCCCUUUGCCUUUGAAGAAGCAAUCGGUUACAUGUUCUCUGGCACAAAAUGCUAUGACAAAGACGGCCUGACUGCUGCAGCAGUUUUCUUGCUUGCUGAAGCCCAUUGGCGAAAACAGGGCCUAACACCGCUCGAUAAACUUCGCGACCUUUUCAAAAAUUACGGCCACCACGAAACGUUCAACAAUUACUUCCGUUCUCCAAAUCCGCAAACCACGGCCGAUCUAUUCACCAAAAUCCGUGCCGGAAACGACAAAUGGAAAAAAGGAGCGACAUUCGGCCAAAAGAGGAAAUUCACAAUUACGCGCUGGCGCGAUAUGACCUUGGGGUAUGAUUCGGAUACACCGGAUAAUGUGCCCGAGUUACCUGUUGAUAAGGGUAGUCAUAUGUUGACUCUCUGGCUGGAUGAUGAUAUCAAGUUCACGCUGAGAGGGUCGGGUACUGAGCCCAAGGUCAAAUGUACACCUCCCUUCAUCCCCCUAUCUAUCUCCUUCCACCUUUGA
This is a messenger RNA of Talaromyces amestolkiae, 1710 nucleotides long. RefSeq lists its product as uncharacterized. Gene Ontology annotation, molecular function: magnesium ion binding; phosphopentomutase activity. Gene Ontology annotation, biological process: purine ribonucleoside salvage; carbohydrate metabolic process. The coding region runs from base 1 to 1710 and encodes 569 amino acids. NCBI's taxonomy places the organism in Eukaryota, Fungi, Ascomycota, Eurotiomycetes, Eurotiales, Trichocomaceae. The transcript is spliced from 8 exons. The record is from RefSeq and is a predicted model, not a curated record.